AUGUCACAUAUUAAUGACUUCAUAGGUGUUAUGAGAGGUCUUCGUCAGGUAAUAGAUGCAGCUGCUAAACUGCAACAGGAAAACACAAAACUAAUUUUGAAUAAUUCUAGCUUCCGACAAUCUUUUCAAAACUGCUCAAUUAACUCGCUUUCAACUUUGAAGCCUAACAAAAAUGCUAUUAAUGAAGCUUUUGAGAGAGCUAUGGUGGUUUUGCAUGGAAUCAGGCAAUUUGUUUCUAUGCAUAAUUUUAACAACAACACUAAUAUAGAAAGUGUAACAGCAAUGGAUUCACAAUUACAAGAAGAUAUAGAAAUCCUGAACAAGCAAUUCAAUGAAACGUUUGAUAGCUUGAAGCAAACUCAGAAAAAAAUUAUAGCCUCUACAUCUCCCACUCCAGCUGCUGCAGAAAUUAUUGAGGCUAAGCAAAAGGUAGAACCUAUCCAAACUAUUUCUGUAGUUAAACCCACUGAGAAGAAAGAAGAUAAUCUCAAAGUUACUGUAGUUCCUUUACCAAAUAUGGAGCCAAGCUCAAGCAAAUCAGUUCCAAAGCCAGUUGCAAGAAAGAAAUUAAAAGUUUCUCUUAGUGAGAACUCCAAAGCCCGGGUGGUCCCAUCAUCCCGCAUUGGGAGGAUGUUUUCUUUUGGAUCCCUUGCAGCGGGUCUGGGCGUCGGUACAGUUGCCCAAUAUGCAAGAAACACACUACAAUCAGUUACAGGGAAAGUAGAUGAUUCAUCUAAUGCAUUCCUGUCUCCUGCAAAUGCAGAAAGGAUUGUGGACACCCUUUGCAAAGUUAGAGGUGCCGCUUUAAAACUGGGUCAGUUAUUGAGUAUACAAGACGACUCAGUUAUCCCUUCGGACUUGCAACGUAUAUUCGACAGGGUUCGCCAGUCGGCCGACUUCAUGCCGACGUGGCAAGUGGAGAAGGUCAUGAGCUCACAGCUGGGUCCGGACUGGCGGAGUCUAAUCCAACAUUUUGAAGAACAACCGUUUGCGGCUGCAUCUAUUGGUCAAGUGCAUCAAGCAGUGUUGCACAACGGACGGGAAGUGGCCAUCAAGGUGCAGUACCCGGGCGUCGCGAAGGGUAUCAACAGUGACAUAGACAACCUCGUGGGAGUUCUGAAGGUUUGGAACAUGUUCCCAAAAGGAAUGUUCAUUGACAACGUAGUCGAAGUUGCUAAAAAAGAACUAGCUUGGGAAGUAGAUUACAUCCGGGAAGCGGAAUGUACGAAGAAGUUCAAGCAACUGUUGGCUCCAUACCCUGAAUACUUUGUGCCAUCUGUAAUAGACGAGUUAUGCGCUCAAGAGGUAAUAACUACGGAGUUAAUUGACGGAACACCACUUGACAAGUUGUUUGACGCCGAGUACGAAGUGCGUCACGACAUUGCCUACAAGAUAAUGCAGCUUUGCUUGCGGGAGAUGUUCGUACUGCGUUGUAUGCAGACUGAUCCCAAUUGGGCUAACUUCUUCUACAACACGAACACUAAACAGGUAAUUUUAUUAGACUUUGGUGCAACUCGUGAAUAUUCCAAAGAGUUUAUGGACCAGUAUAUAGAAAUUAUCAACGCGGCAUCAGAGAACGACCGCGACACCAUCUUGCGCAUGUCGCGAGAAAUGAAGUUCCUCACCGGAUACGAGUCUAAGAUAAUGGAAGAGACUCACGUGGACACAGUCCUCAUAAUGGGGGAAGUAUUCACAAUGGAAGGCACAGGUGAAUUCGACUUCGGUGCACAGAAGACCACAAGACGUAUACAAGCCCUUAUACCAACAAUCCUCACGCACAGACUGUGCCCGCCCCCAGAGGAAAUAUACUCCUUGCACAGAAAACUAUCUGGUGUUUUUCUACUCUGUUCAAAACUAAAAGUCAAGUUGAAUUGUCGUGACAUGUUCCAAGAGAUAUACGCGCAGUACAAAUCU
Brenthis ino (lesser marbled fritillary) is the source of this 1914-nucleotide messenger RNA. The record is from the annotation of a GenBank genome assembly. NCBI's taxonomy places the organism in Eukaryota, Metazoa, Arthropoda, Insecta, Lepidoptera, Nymphalidae.